Molecule: messenger RNA, 1972 nt
Organism: Corylus avellana
Lineage: Eukaryota; Viridiplantae; Streptophyta; Magnoliopsida; Fagales; Betulaceae
Source: RefSeq, a predicted model, not a curated record
UUGAAGAGCUUUUAUGCUCAUGGCUGCUACAAAGUCUCUGGGGUUGGUGAGUUACAUUUGCAGUAGAUGUUGUUGGGGGAACUCAAUGGCCAAGAGCCGGCCAAGAGGCAUAUCAACCAAAGAAAAUUACAAGGCGGGGGGGAGGUCGUCGGAGCUGGCAAAGGCCGUCUUCUCGGUAGACGGAAUGACAUGCUCGCCCUCUAUCGGAGCGAUCGAGGAGGCACUCAGGCGGCUUCCAGGGAUACGCGAGGCCGUGCUUGAUCUUCUAAAUAACAAAGUCCGAGUCCUUUACUACCCGAGUUCUAUCAACGAGGAAACGAUACGUGAGACUAUUGAACAUGCUGGAUUUCAAGCCACAUUGAUCAAUGUUGACAUAAAUGAGAGAUCCACUGCAGAUCAAGUAUGCAAAAUACACAUAAAUGGAAUGACCUGCACUUCUUGCUCCUCCACCAUUGAAUCAGCUCUCCAAGCAAUUCCUGGAGUGCAGAAGGCCCAAGUGGCCUUAGCAACAGAAGAAGCAGAAGUACAUCAUAAUCCCAAGACUGUGAGACAUAAUCAACUACUGCAAGCCAUAGAAGAUGCUGGAUUUGAAGCCAUACUUAUCAGUACAGGGGAUGAUAGUAUAAGUAAGAUAGAGCUCAAAGUUGAUGGUUUAGACACUGAUGAUCAUACUGUGGGAAUGAUUGAAAAGUCUCUCCAAUCACUCCCAGGGGUUCAAGAGAUAGUAAUAUAUCCUGAACUCAACAAAGUUUCCAUUUCUUACAUUCCAGAUAUGACAGGACCCAGAAUUUUCAUCAGUGUUAUUGAGUCAACUGGGAGUUCUAAAGCAAUGCUAUAUCCCAAAGGAAAAGGAGGAAGAGAAGCUCGUAGACAGGAGGAAGUUGAUCAAUAUUACAGAUUCUUUUUAUGGAGUUUGGUUUUUACAGUUCCUGUGUUCUUAACAUCUAUGGUUCUGAUGUAUAUCCCUGGAAUCAACCAUGUGUUAGACAUAAAAGUAGUCAAAAUGUUGAGUGUUGGUAUGCUUUUGAGGUGGGAGCUUUCUACUCCAGUGCAGUUCAUUAUAGGCAGGAGAUUCUACACUGGAGCCUAUAAAUCUUUGCGCCAUGGUUCUGCAAAUAUGGAUGUGUUGAUUGUCUUGGGAACAAAUGCAGCCUACUUCUACUCUGUCUACUCAUUGUCAAGGGCUGCUUACUCUAAAGAUUUCAAGGGCACAGAUUUCUUUGAGACAAGCUCAAUGCUUAUUUCAUUUAUUCUGCUUGGGAAGUAUUUAGAGGUUUUGGCUAAGAGAAAGACAUCGGACGCCAUUGCCAAGCUCAUGGACUUGACACCUGAAACAGCAAUAUUGUUAGCUCUGGAUGAUGAAGGAAAUGUGAUGAGUGAGCAAGAGAUUGAUAGCCGGCUAAUACAAAAGAAUGACGCCAUUAAAAUCAUCCCUGGUGCAAAAGUGGCUGCAGAUGGUUAUGUUCUGUGGGGGGAAAGCCAUGUGAAUGAGAGCAUGAUAACAGGAGAAGCACGGCCGGUGGGAAAAAGGAAGGGAGACAUGGUGAUUGGAGGAACUGUGAAUGAGAAUGGAGUGUUGUAUAUUCAAGCAACACGAGUAGGAUCAGAGAGUGCUCUUUCACAGAUUGUUCGACUUGUUGAAUCUGCACAGAUGGCUAAAGCUCCUGUGCAGAAGUUUGCUGACAGCAUUUCCAAAUAUUUUGUGCCUCUGGUCAUUAUGCUUUCAUUUUCAACUUGGUUUGCCUGGUUUUUGGCUGGGAAGUUGCAUAGCUACCCAAAAUCCUGGAUACCAUCUUCCAUGAGCAGGUUUGAGCUUGCACUUCAGUUUGGGAUCUCUGUCAUGGUCAUAGCCUGCCCUUGUGCUCUAGGCCUAGCAACUCCAACUGCUGUCAUGGUUGGUACCGGAGUUGGUGCAUCUCAAGGUGUACUGAUUAAAGGCGGCCAAGCUUUAGAAAGUGCACAUAAGGUAUAG